Molecule: messenger RNA, 7947 nt
Organism: Austrofundulus limnaeus
Lineage: Eukaryota; Metazoa; Chordata; Actinopteri; Cyprinodontiformes; Rivulidae
Gene: unc13a
Product: unc-13 homolog A (C. elegans)
Biological process (GO): presynaptic dense core vesicle exocytosis; dense core granule priming; synaptic transmission, glutamatergic
Cellular component (GO): synaptic vesicle membrane; terminal bouton; neuromuscular junction
Molecular function (GO): syntaxin-1 binding; calcium ion binding; phospholipid binding
Source: RefSeq, a predicted model, not a curated record
GAAAGAGUCCUAAAUCCGGUCGGGUUCGUCGUGGAAACGGACCGAGAGGUCGGCGACGGUUGGCGCGAACUUUCCGAGCGGGAAGGCUGUAGUUUUUAACGCGUGUCACGAACCGGUCCGGGCCCGGGUGUUUCUAAAGCAGCGACGCCUGGCUUCUGUCUUUCCAGCCCAGUCAUUCAUUCCCAGACUGCCGUGUAUCCACAGAUUGGCUCUGCCAGUUAGGARACUGGUGAAGAAGCUGGACCCGGUACGAAAGAAGCACAUAAGAAAUGUCCUUGCUGUGUGUUGGAGUAAAGAAAGCCAAGCUCGAUGGACCCCAAGAGAAAUUUAACGCAUACGUGACACUGAAGGUGCAAAAUGUCAAGAGCACCACCAUCGCUGUGCGUGGCAGUCAGCCAUGCUGGGAGCAGGACUUCAUGUUUGAAAUAAACCGCUUGGAUCUGGGCCUCACAGUGGAGGUGUGGAACAAAGGGCUGAUCUGGGACACCAUGGUGGGAACCUUAUGGAUGCCUCUGCGCAACAUACGGCAGUCCAAUGAGGAUGGUCCGGGUCAGUGGCUGACCCUGGACUCUAAUGCCAUCAUGUCUGAGAAUGAGAUCUGUGGAACCAAAGACCCAACCUUUCACAGGCUGCUGCUCGACACUCGCUUUGAACUGCCAUUAGAUAUCCCAGAAGAGGAAGCCAGAUACUGGGCCAAGAAACUUGAACAACUUAAUUCAAUGAGAAAUCAAGAUUAUGCYUCUGAAGAGGAACCAGAGCGCUCGCUCCACGCUCCCUCCACACAGUGCUGUAAUUGGAGUCUUUGGGGAGAUCAGCAAAACGAAGACCCAGACAGCGCCGUCGAUGACAGGGACAGCGACUACCGCAGCGAGACCAGUAACAGCAUCCCACCUCCUUACUACACCACCUCACAGCCCAACGCUUCCAUGCACCAGUAUCCCAUGAGGCAUCAGCAGUACAGUCACUCCUUCAGUGAAGACAUCCACGAGCUGGACUACGAUCACAGAACCAUGAGACGCUAUGAUAGUUUAGACUCUGUCACCAACGGGCGCAGCGAUAUCGACUCCGGCUCAGCGUCGAGCCGGCGCACCAGCCGGCAGUAUUCUCUAGACAGUAGGCACUCGCUGUCCGAUAGUCCCACAGACAGUCGUUAYGCCUCGUCAGCUGAGCUGAGCCGAGGCAGCUCUCAGCUCAGCGAGGAGUUUGCUCCUGAGGAUGGCGAGAGCUUUCAAGGUUCAGAGUUCUACGACGAAAACGACUCCUACCACUCCUGCCACUCCUCUGUAAGCUAUGGCAAAGAAGACUCCCCCGGCUGGGAUGGCGAGGACCACCAAGGUGUCUACAGUGAUGAGGGGAGCUAUAUCAAAUACGGUGGGGAGGAGGGGGCGCUGUACGACGAGGAGGAGGAGGGAAGCAUGUAUGCCGAGGAAGGGGAAUACCACUACGAGCAAGGAGAAACGCCGUACGCAGAGGUUGUUGACGUGUUUUCAGUGGGCACAGCACAAAACAAAGAUCAGGAGCAAACCUCGGUACCCACAAGCACCGCGUCCACCCUGAUGCCCUCCUCUGAUGGGCUGUCUUCCACCAGACCACCUUUGGAGAAGCAGGCUUCAAUGCAUCAGCAGCGACUGGCCCAGGACCCGCCCCAGUCUCCCAGCACAGCUCCUGAACUACCUCCAGUCUCACAGGACAGCAUGUUGCCCUCUGUUGCUGCGAAUUCCACCAAGCCUUCCUUCACACCCUUCGACACAACAACAUCCACCCCUACAAUGACGUCACAAGCUCCAGCUUUCGACAACAAAGCCUUGGAGCCUGAGCCCAAGUCUGAACCACCUCAGGAGGAACCUAAACCCCUUGAACCGCCUCCGGCGGCAGAAACAGUUCCACCCAUUCCUGAGGGGAAACCAGAGGAGCCUCCUGUUCCAAGCUUCCCAAAAAGAGAACUCAUGGAGCCAGGACACGCCAGAGCGAAGGCUAACUGGCUUCGACUUUUUAGCCGCGUUCGACUGCAGCUGCAGGAGGCCCGAGGAGAAAGUGUUGGGAUUGCUUCUCUGCUUUUAUCAGCAGGCAUGGGUGGUGCUUUGUACAGCAUCGACAGCAUGCCAGACCUGAGGAAGAGGAAGGCUAUGCCACUGGUCAGAGAUCUGGCGAUGUCUUUAGUUCAAAACUCCAGGAAGGCAGGCAUCACGUCAGCUCUGACAUCCAGCACCCUGCACAACGAAGAACUGAAAAGUCACGUCUAUAAGAAGACCCUCCAAGCCUUGAUAUAUCCCAUCUCCUGCACAACCCCGCACAACUUUGAGGUGUGGACAGCCACCACGCCCACCUACUGCUACGAGUGUGCCGGCAGUUAUGAGCACCCUGCUGGCCAACAUCAACGCCUACUACGCCCACACCACCCAGGCAACCAACAACGUCUCUGCAUCUGACCGCUUCGCUGCUUCAAACUUUGGGAAAGAACGAUUUGUUAAGCUUUUGGAUCAGCUGCACAACUCUCUGAGGAUAGACCUGUCCAUGUAUCGGAAUAACUUCCCAGCCAGCAGUCCUGAAAGGCUGCAGGACCUCAAGUCCACAGUGGACCUCCUCACAAGUAUCACCUUCUUCAGAAUGAAGGUUCAGGAACUGCAGUCUCCACCCAGAGCCAGUCAGGUUGUGAAGGAUUGUGUCAAAGCUUGCCUCAACUCCACCUACGAGUACAUCUUUAAUAACUGCCAUGAGCUGUACAGUCGGGAGUACCAAACAGACCCGGCCAAGCAGGGAGCCGUGCCUCCUGAGGAACAGGGACCCAGCAUCAAGAACCUGGACUUCUGGUCCAAACUCAUCACACUUAUUGUCUCCAUCAUCGAGGAGGACAAAAACUCUUACACACUCUGCCUGAACCARUUUCCUCAGGAGCUGAAUGUGGGUAAAAUCAGCGCUGAAGUGAUGUGGAACCUGUUUGCUCAGGAUAUGAAGUAUGCAAUGGAAGAGCAUGAAAAGAAUCGCCUGUGUAAGAGUGCAGAUUACAUGAAUCUGCACUUCAAAGUGAAGUGGCUCUACAACGAGUACUGCAAAGACCUGCCCUUCUUCAAGAGCAGAGUGCCUGAGUACCCUGCGUGGUUCGAGCCGUUUGUCAUUCAGUGGCUGGACGAAAACGAGGAAGUUUCUCGUGACUUUCUGCACGGGGCUUUGGAAAGAGACAAGAAAGAUGGGUUCCAGGUCACGUCAGAACACGCUCUCUUCUCUUGUUCGGUGGUGGAUGUGUUUUCUCAGCUCAACCAGAGCUUUGAGAUCAUCAGGAAGUUAGAGUGUCCGGACCCACAGAUUGUAGGACACUACAUGAAGAGAUUUGCCAAGACCAUCAGCAACGUUCUUCUGUCUUACGCUGAUAUCAUCUCGAAGUUGUUUGCCAACUAUGUUACCAUGGAGAAAGUACCCUGCAUUCUGAUUAAUAACAUCCAACAGCUGAGGGUUCAGCUGGAAAAAAUGUUUGAAGCCAUGGGUGGAAAAGAUUUGUGCACGGAGGCUAGUGAUAUCCUGAAGGACCUGCAGGUUAAACUCAACAACGUGAUGGACGAUCUAAGCAGAGUUUUUGCUGUCAGUUUCCAGCCUCAUAUUGAGGAAAAUGUAAAGCAGAUGGGCGACAUCUUGGCUCAGGUGAAGGGGACGUCAAAUGUAGGAAACGCCAGCAGCGUGGCUCAAGAUGCUGACAACGUCCUGCAGCCAAUCAUGGAGUUCCUGGACAGCAAUCUGUCUUUGUUUGCUAAGAUCUGUGAGAAGACUGUGCUGAAACGUGUGCUAAAGGAGCUGUGGAAGCUGGUGAUGAACACCAUGGAGAAAACCAUAGUUCUGCCGCCGCUCACAGACCAAACGAUGAUUGGGAGGCUGAAGAGUGCUUCUCACAGUGAUGGCACUCAGCUCAUCUUCAAUGCUGCCAAGGAGCUGGGACAGCUGUCCAAGCUGAAGGAGCACAUGGUUCGUGAAGAGGCCAAGGCUUUGUCACCCAAACAGUGUGCUGUAAUUGAGCUGGCUCUGGACACCAUCAAGCAAUAUUUCCAUGCUGGUGGUGUGGGUCUGAAGAAGACCUUCCUGGAGAAGAGUCCRGACCUCCAGUCUCUCCACUACGCCCUGUCCCUCUACACCCAGGCCACCGAUAAACUCAUCAAGACAUUUGUCCAGUCGCAGAACGCUCAAGUGUUCAGCGGGAAGGGGUUGAGAUUCACCACUAGUGAGGAUGUUUACCCAGAAAAGGGAUCUGGGGUGGAGGACGCUGUGGGAGAGGUUUCCAUCCAUGUGGAGAUUUUCACUCAUCCAAACACCGGAGAGCACAAAGUCACAGUGAAAGUGGUGGCAGCUAACGACCUGCGAUGGCAGACACAAGGAAUAUUCCGCCCGUUCGUGGAGGUCUACAUCAUCGGCCCUCACCUGAGCGACAAAAAGAGGAAGUACGCCACCAAGUCCAAGAACAACAGCUGGGCUCCGAAAUACAACGAGACUUUCACUUUCACCCUGAGCAAYGAGGUGGGUCCCGAGUGCUACGAGCUGCAGGUGUGCGUGAAGGACUACUGCUUCGCUCGAGAGGACCGCACMGUGGGCAUGGCCGUGCUGCAGCUGAAGGACGUGGCCUCGAAGGGCAGCGUCGCCUGCUGGCUGCCGCUGGGCAAACGCAUCCACAUGGACGAGACCGGCCUCACAGUCCUGCGCAUCCUCUCCCAGCGCAACAACGACGACGUGGCCAAGGAGUUCGUCAAGCUCAAGUCGGACCAACGCUCCGCCGAGGAGGGCCGCAGCUAAAAGGACGCCUGGAGCUCUUCUGAGCCCCUGCAGGUCACCGCCCCCGAUAAUCCAGAGUUGUAAAAGCACAUAAAAGACGUCCACGCAUCCAGUACUGUAAAUACGGUUAUUUCAAGUGAAAGCAAAGCAAACCACAGUCUUUCUUCAAAAACAAACACUGAUAUSUUUAUUGUUGCUGAUGUUUUAAACCAUCAUGGAGUUUAACUCGUGUUUCUGAGGGAUGUCUUUGUAGCCUUUAAUAGUUUGGCUUUCUUUCUCACUUUCCUCUGCCUUCUUGACUAGACCUCCCCCUCUGCUUUUCCUACCUGUGAUCCUGGUACGAGUCCAACUUAGAGAAAGGACCGCAAGUGCCAACAGAUAACUGCUGAAAUCUGCCAAGRCCAAGCCCGAACACAACAGAACAAAAUAUACAAGCAGGCCUCAAACAUUCCUCACAUCAGGUGGGAUAACACACAGGAACAAAGCACUAGUUAGUCAAUAGUUUGAGUUUAUUUUUCUUCUCUGAGAUUAUAUUUUAAUAAUUCUAUAUAUGAUAUAAUAUAUUUAAAAUAUAAAGAUAUGUAAGGAUACUUCUGUGGGUUUUUGGCUCAGUCUACCCUGUAUCAGAGCACACAGCCUGACACCCUCAAUGCCUUCUGUCAGUGGUGGGCACAGCACCGCUAAUGUGCUAACAGAUAACAGCAAAGCUAACUUUUUGCUUAGCGGUUUUAGGUAACCAUCAGCAGACCAAUUAGCUUUCGAUAAAUUGAGUUCGGCUAACUUUAAGUCUGCUAAUGAAAACGAAAACAAGCCUCCCCUCAGACUUGCAGCACCUGCGUCAUGCGCCUUGUGUGUUCGUGUAGCGUCUUUAGCUUUUUGUGUUACUCUUCAACUGGAAGGAAAGGAAGACGUGUGAUUUCGUGAUGCUUGCCUUCUUUUGCUCAUGUCCUUGUAAACUGAUCAGAAAGGUUUAUUUUGGCUGGGAAAAYRCCCUGUAGCACUUUGGGAGUUGUAKUUACUCKGUUUGUWYAGUUUUAUCUCAGUGGAUUAAUGAUUCAAGGCAAUACAGCAAAGCUAAGAUGGAUUUUCUGAUUGUUUAUCAGACAUAAUUCUGUUUUUAUUUGCUUGUGGUUCAGUGAAUCCUGGUUGGAUUGUGAUGAAACUUAAGUUUUUGGACUUUUUCAGCAGACAUGUUGAUUAUGYGUGCGUUGUCAGCCAAGACCGAGUUUUUAGUUUAUUUUAAUGCAGUUUGUUUACUCGCCAGUUUAACUGCUUGGUGGACGAGCUUUUAGGGACCACACGUCUUGAGUUAGRUUAUUAGUUAGCAUUAGCUUCYGCUAAUUUUCUUACCUGUGUGAUUUAGCGUUAGCGACGCUAACCUUUUGGCUAUCUGUGCUCACCACUGCCUUGUCUUGUUGACCCUCGUGUGUCCUACAUAGGGACAGGAAGWAGAGGUGAAUCUGAUGAGAAAACACCUUUGAGCACUGUGAUUCAUCAGAGUGUAUGUCUGUGCAUGAGUGAAUGUUGUGUGUUUGUAAUAUGUUCAUAUGUUCACCCCCGUGUCGUCUGUUUUCUGCAGAUGUAAUCACGAGAAGCCGUCAUUAGAUUGGUUUUGACAAAGUUUACUUUUUCAAAACCAAAACUUCUAUCAUAUGAUGGUUUUUUUCAAGUGUGUGUGUGUGUGUGUGUGUGUGUGUGUGUGUGUUACUACAAACAUUCCUUGCAACCCUGUCUGUCAGCAGUGCUUUACAGAGCAGACUUACUGCCACUUUCUCCUCUUUUUAUAAAAAAAACAUACUGCCAAACCAAGUCCUGCAUGUUUGACAAUAACUUCUGCUGAAAGUUUGAAGGAUGACAAAUCCUCUGCCUAAACUUCCAACAUCAACUUUAUAAUUAAACUAAGAAAUCAUGCUAACAUUUUGAUGUAUAAAAAGUGUCAAAAGGACCAAGAUAAGAGUCAGACAUUAUAGAGUGAAAAGCAAAUUUAAGUGUUCCUCCCAAUAAACCAUUUGUGGAAAUUAAACUAUUUCUCUUGCUAAUGAACCAGAGUUUCUGCCCUUCAUGAGGAUCAACAAAUGCCUUCCGAUAGUGUGAAUUUCUUUUUUAUAUUCAAACAUUGUUUUAUGAAGGAGACUAACAACUUAAAGACUUUCCUUUCAGUUUUGAAGAGAAUAUUUUGAAAACAAAGGCAGCUCAGCUGUGCACUUUCUGCUCAAACACUAAAGCCCACAGCAGUGACACACUUUCUACAGUUUAAUGUAUAAUUUGUACAUGUGCUAAAGUUGCUUUGCAAAAUCAUUAAACAUUUAAAAGUUAGUGUGACAUCAUCAGUGCUCAUAAAAAAGUAACGUAAACUGAAAGUGUGCAAACUGUAAAACAUAAUGAGGCCAGUUCAGUCACAUAAAGUCCGACUUUAUUUGACACAUUUAAGCUUUGAAUGUUUUAAGUGUUACGUGUGUCUGAGCUGUAGAUAUAAAGAGAGAGAAGUUUUCCCACUUGUUUUAUCAAAAUAUGGUUUUCUAUGGGAAAAACUGCUUUAUAUGAUGCCUCUACUAAAAGUCAUAAAACUACGCCUGAUUGAGACAUAURUUUUAAUGUAUAAUUUGCAUGUUUUUUAAAGUUGCAGGUUGUAAAACAGACAUAAAUCAUGACGGGAAUGAAACAGAAUMGUAGUGAAGACGCUUCAGUGUUGAUGGUUUAACACCCUUUGGGAAUUCUUUUUAAGUUCCAUCAACUGAGUCAGCUGAUUCUGCACCCAUGGUCCCCAUUGAUCCAUGAUUCAUAUCCAAAUCUUAAACAAGUAGUAAAACCUCUGCUAAAGGGCUGCAGAACCAGACCCAAACAGGUCUGGUUCUGACAUUUAUAAAGAGGGCAUUUUAUUCUGAUCAGCACGGAGUGCAGAGUGACAUUGAGGGUUAGAAGCACACGGUCUCUGCUGCACCAAGAACUUAGUUUUUUAUCUUAUCUUUGUCGACAAGAUUGUAAGAAUUGCUUGAAAUCAUCCAACUGGUAAAUUCAGCACCUGUUUGCUCGGACCGGCCCGUCCGGUGACACUGGAUAAAAAAUUAAAAUCUCAUGGCCACGCACCACCAGAUAAAUAACACGUGGCCACAAGAUCAUUGUGACCCAUCAUAUCGAAACGAGGAUUAAGUCAAAUCUGGUCAAAAUGACCUAAUAACAUUUUUAGAUUCCUGG